Molecule: messenger RNA, 1447 nt
Organism: Limanda limanda (common dab)
Lineage: Eukaryota; Metazoa; Chordata; Actinopteri; Pleuronectiformes; Pleuronectidae
Gene: selenol
Product: selenoprotein L
Exons: 9
Molecular function (GO): oxidoreductase activity; antioxidant activity
Source: RefSeq, a predicted model, not a curated record
CUGUGAACGCGCCUCAGACUCGUGACCGUCAGCCUGGUAGCAGCUAUAGUUUGUUAUAAAUAAGAGCAGCAGCAGUUUCAUGCUUUAUUUCCAGGUUAUGAAAACAUGGCUGCGGAUGUGGACACGGUCGCAAGUGCCCUCGAACUCUUGGUGAAUUUAGGUCAAGUUCUUCUGCAGGAAGCUCAGCAUGACGCAGCAGCCUCACUGGAGACGUUUGUCCCCAGAAAGAUCAGCACGUUGUUCGGCCUGAUCACCGCUGGAUUGGACUUCUACAGAAGCCUCGGAGUGAAGACGAGGAGUGAAGCCGAGGCCGUUUGGCAGAAGUUUUAUCACCAUGCAGAAGUGAGGGAGAAGGUGGAGGAGCUGCUGCAGCUGGAGAGAGAGUGGGACUCCUUCCUGCAGGGCGUGGACAGAGAUCUGCACACCACCGACCGGCAGCUCUCAGGAGUGAAGACCCCCGACAGGCUGAGUCCCGACGUCACGCUCACUGACGCCCGGAGCGGAAAGAGCGUCACUCUGGGCGACUUCCUGGGUCAGAAGCUGCUGCUGGUUCUGAUCCGACAUGUCGGGUGACUGCCGUGACGAGACCACGUGGCUGAGCUGGAGGCCCGACAGGCGGACCUGGAGGCUCGCUCACUACGGGUUCUCGUGGUUUCCUUCGGCGGCUCGGAGGGAGCUCAGCUGUGGCUCCAACAGACCGGAUGUCACUUUGACAUGAUGCUGGAUCCAGAGAGAGAGAUCUACCGGAGCUUCGGCCUCGGCUCGUCCUACGCCAAGGUGAUGAAGUUCGGCUACCUGCUGGCGGUGUCAGAGUACAGAGCCGUGGACAUGGACGCCCCGGACAUCCCCCCCCGCCUGCUGGAGGACCUCUACCAGAUGGGAGGAGACUUUCUCCUGGAUGAAGCAGGACACGUGAUUCUGUCUCACCCGUCCAAGAACCCCAUGGACCGGCCGGCGGUGGCGGACGUCCUGCAGGCGGCGGCGGCGGACGGUGGCGAGUGCUCGUCCGUCUCUGCGUUGGAACAUCAGACCGUGGCCUUAAAGCUGUGAGACACGCGUGAGAACGUGUGACAUCACAGAGCCGGGAAGGGGGGGGGGACACGUCACUGACACCACAGAGCGAGAGCAGCUCUUCGUCUCACGUGAAUGACGUCACGUCUCGCUCUCAUGACGCCAUGAAGAGGCGUGGCCGAUGAAAACAGCCGUGAGACCGAGACGUCUGAUCUCCUCUGAGGUGUCGGAGCUGUGAACGGGUUUAGAUUCAGUAGAACGACUCGAUUGCAAUUGAACAUUGUCCCUGAUUUUAUAUCUAGAUUUUAUUUUGAUAGUUAUAAACAAUUCUGAAGAAGCAAAUCUAUGUUUUUUCCUUUUAACUAAUCAGAAAAUGAAUCUGUAAAACACAUCAACCUGUAGAAAAAUGUAUUAAACAUUUACAUUCCGACGAUUA